This is a messenger RNA of Puccinia graminis f. sp. tritici CRL 75-36-700-3, 765 nucleotides long. RefSeq lists its product as uncharacterized. Lineage: Eukaryota; Fungi; Basidiomycota; Pucciniomycetes; Pucciniales; Pucciniaceae. The record is from RefSeq and is a predicted model, not a curated record. The transcript is spliced from 5 exons. The coding region runs from base 1 to 765 and encodes 254 amino acids.
AUGAGAGAUAUGGGCAGCAGUGCGUAUAUCGACAAAAACAAGAGGUCUCUCUUAGCGGAUAAGGUUGCUGUGACUGGAUACGGUGUCGUGGUUGAUCGGCAGUCAGUGCCUGGAGAUAAUCCUAAUGCCGAUCUGCGUGUCGUCUUAAGGCACACUGACUAUCACAGUGCAUUGAAGAGAAAGGUUGAGUUCAACACUAUCUAUUACGUACCCGGGAACAAGAUGUUAUCCGGUAUCCAGAAGUCAAUCGAGUUGCACCGCGAAUGUAUAAUCUUCGGUCAUAUGGGAGGGUAUAACACGACCGCAAAGGCAUGGGAGGUUCAUGGCAUUCUCUUAUCACUAACCGGUACCCCAGGACGUUUCAACACUCCGGCAAUGUUACCAACUUUGGGCCCCAGUGGGGCUUUGGAUAGUCGUCGACCGCAUUUGAUGAGGAUUGGUGGUUUUGUUAAAACUCAUAACAAUAGCCAAAAAUCGACUGCUAGCAUUGCCAGUAGCAGUACCUCGGGCGAUGGUGAAGUUCAUGGUUUCUCUGCAUCCAAUGUCUUUCCCCGUCCGUCGCCUUCAUCUUCCAAGAAGAUUGCUGAAGACCACCCCGAUCAUGCGGAAGAUGGUGAAGUCACGGAGAACAAAGAAGUCACAUUACCUGGCAAAAGGACUUCUGCCAUUGAUUCAAUUGGUCAACCACCGGAGUCAAACCAACGUGCCAAGAGGAGUGCCAGCGCUCUCUCUGAUGCACAAAAGAAAAUGAAAGGCCGUGCUUAG